AUGGGUCGGAUGUCCGUGAUGAUAGUAAAAACAACUCGAUAGAUGAAAUGUUUGUGUUCAUUUAAAAGUAGAAACAUUUCCUUUACUGUGGACUAUUCAUUUCUAAUUCCAGUUUUGCGUGAAAUCGUGUUUCGUUUAGAUCGUGUUAGAUCGACUGAUCAAGAGAAAAGGACAGACACGUCUGAAGUAACUUGGGUUGAUUUGAUUCUUGUUUUACCUUGCUAACUCUAGAAGAAAAUGUUUAUGCCAAGAGCACUCAAGGUAAAGCGACCUAUUGAAAGCACAAACUCAGUUUCGAAGAAGUGUAAGGUGCGCCAAGGCAACGAUGACAUUCCAGAAACCAUCACCCAUAUUUCCUCUGCAACUUCUAGGCCUACAGAAUGUAUGGAAAAAGAUCUGAACACUAAAACAAAAGGACAUCCAGUCCACCAAGACACAGACUCUCCAUCCCCGUCUAUAAGUUCUGUUCAUACAUCAGAGGAUUCCGAGGGGUCUCUGGCAGAAGAUAGCGAGGAGGAGGAAGAACCGGUUAAGUCAUUCCGAAAGAGCCAGAGAUGGCCCGAACCCGGGGAGCCCGUUUGCGUCAUGUGUGGUCGCUUUGGGGAGUACAUUUGUGACAGUACGGAUAACGACGUGUGCAGUUUGGAAUGCAAAGCCAAUCACCUGGCUAAAAUGGGAAUGAGCCUUGGGGAGGACGCAUUUAACCAUAAACAAAUAGGGGAAGCAAGGACCUCGCUGUCAGACCAGUUUUCUGCCGACAGCACUGAUACUAUUGUCAGGGACCUAGAGAAGGGCUAUUCCUACAAGGAUGAUCCAUUCAUUUCGGGUCUUACUGAGGAACAGGUGCAGAGGGUAAAACAGGAGCUGGGGAUAGCCACCCAGGGCAGAGAGGUAGCCAGACCCAUCAUUGAGUUUGAGCACUGUAACUUCCCUGUGACUCUUGGUGCCAACUUGAAGAAGGCUGGUUAUCAGGCACCUACACCAGUACAGAUGCAGAUGGUGCCUGUGGGUUUAACCGGCAGGGAUGUGGUCGCCAGCGCAGACACCGGCUCUGGGAAGACAGUGGGCUUUCUCCUGCCAGUGAUUGUGAGGGCCUUGGAGGCAUGUUCCAAUGCUUUCCCUCAGAGACCAGCAAUUGGACCUGCGGCUCUCAUCCUGACCCCUACCAGGGAGCUAGCCAUCCAGAUCGAACGGCAGGCCAAGGAGCUGGUGCUGGGGCUCCCCAACAUGAGGACAGCCCUGCUGGUUGGGGGCAUGCCCCUUCCCCCUCAGCUCCACCGCCUUAAACAGAACAUCAAGAUAAUAAUAGCCACCCCUGGACGACUCCUGGAUGUAUUGAAGCAGAAGGCAGUGAAGCUAGAUGCAGUGAGAGUUGUGGUGGUGGACGAGGCUGACACCAUGUUGAAGAUGGGCUUUCAGCAGCAGGUUCUAGAAGUUUUAGAUGACGUCCCUGAGGACCACCAGACUCUGUUGACGUCUGCCACCAUCCCCGUCGGAACAGAGCAGCUAGCAGCCCGGCUGACACAAGACACGGUCCGCAUCACCAUCGGGGAGAAGAACCAACCGUGUGCCAAUGUUAGACAGAUCCUGCUCUGGGUGGAGGAGCCCUCCAAGAAAAAGAAGCUAUUUGAGAUCCUAAAUGAUAGGAAGCUUUACCAGCCUCCUGUGGUGGUGUUUGUGGACUGUAAGCUAGGAGCAGACUUGUUGUGUGAGGCUAUAACAAAGGUGAUGACCCUCAACACUGUGGCCAUCCACUCUGACAAAACCCAGUGGGAACGCAACCGCAUCCUCAAGGGUCUUCUCGAAGGGGACUUUGAGGUGGUGGUCAGCACAGGAGUGCUGGGCAGAGGUCUCGACUUGGCAAAUGUCAAGCUGGUGGUGAACUUUGACAUGUCCCCCAACAUGGAUGAAUACGUUCAUCAGGUUGGCAGAGCAGGAAGGCUGGGCCACAGGGGGACAGCUAUCACAUUUCUGAACAACAACAACAAGCGCCUGUUCCUGGAGGUGGUGAACCGGGUGAGACCCACAGGCUCCCAGCUUCCUCCACAGCUCCUCAACUCUCCCCACCUCCACGAGCAGCAGAGGAGAGAAAAGCAGAAAGCCAAGGCAGCUGGGGGCCUGGAUGACAAGGACACCAUAGUCACCAAGAGCAACCUCAUGGAUAUCAUCAGGAAGCACUCCAGGAGUUCAAAGAAAUAAAAGGCUUCUGUGGAAUACACUUGUAAUUUAUUUGGAUGCACUCGGUACAUGUCUAUGUUUUGUGAUAUUUAGAUGAAUAAAUGGAUUGAAAAUAAACAACUUGUCUUUCCACAAAAA
Hypomesus transpacificus is the source of this 2316-nucleotide messenger RNA. RefSeq names its product DEAD (Asp-Glu-Ala-Asp) box polypeptide 59 (gene ddx59). The record is from RefSeq and is a predicted model, not a curated record. The coding region runs from base 238 to 2199 and encodes 653 amino acids. The transcript is spliced from 7 exons. Lineage: Eukaryota; Metazoa; Chordata; Actinopteri; Osmeriformes; Osmeridae. Gene Ontology annotation, molecular function: ATP binding; nucleic acid binding; RNA helicase activity.